Messenger RNA from Exophiala viscosa, 3171 nucleotides. RefSeq names its product mediator complex, subunit Med16. Lineage: Eukaryota; Fungi; Ascomycota; Eurotiomycetes; Chaetothyriales; Herpotrichiellaceae. The record is from RefSeq and is a predicted model, not a curated record. Gene Ontology annotation, cellular component: mediator complex. The transcript has a single exon. Gene Ontology annotation, biological process: positive regulation of DNA-templated transcription. The coding region runs from base 166 to 2967 and encodes 933 amino acids.
CCCGCUUACUUAGCAAAUUUGGAUAUCUUACACAUACUCUUGUCUCGAGCGACAGCGACCAUAAUGGAUAGUACACAAACGCAGAUGGUCAACCAAAGGGACUCCCCGUAGUAUGGGGCUCCACUAGCCUUUCUCGAAAGCUCAUGGAAUGAGUUCUCGGCCAAAAUGGAUGAGGGACUAGACGAUCUUGAUCAGAACGACCAGUUCGCUUCCGAAGCAUUCUUCAAUCAAAAUUCCUUGCAGCAACAGAUCCAACAACUCGAUCCUACCAACAAUCUAGGCGCUGGUACGAAUGUCACUCCUGCCACAAACCCGGCCCUUAUUGAACAAUUGCAACAUCGAUGGUAUUGUGGAUGUCUCGAACGUGUCGCAUGGUCAAGGCAUGGCCAUAUUGCCACUAUAUCCAAUGACGGCUCAAAUGUACACAUCGAAUGCAUCCUUUACGAUGGAACCUCCCAAUCUUACAAACUCCAUGAGAGGCUGACCUUGCCCACCUUAUUUGAGGAUGCCAUCAGCCUUGCCUGGAGUGCACAUGGAGGCGAGUUGGCCAUUAUCGACGGCAAGGGAAGAAUAUUCAUCUAUCACAGCUCUCUAGUCGCCAUUAAUUCCCUGGUAUCAGCAAGAUCUGGAAGCCUCGACCAGGUCAGCGACACUUCUCAACCUAUCGGCGUGGCAUGGUUGAAUCAAGAUCGCCAGGACCGACCUAAAAACGUCGUCCUCCACGCAACUAAGAAUGAUACUAGGUGGAUGCAUAACAACGCAAGAGCAAAACCUCUGGCUCCCUACUGGGCCAGGGCCCUACUACUCGCUCAUCGGAACGGCGCAUUGACCUUGUGCUUCCAAAGGACAAGGAGCCCGUACGCAAUAAUCACCCAAUGCGUGUCAACAUCAGACGAUACGCUGUACAGUCAUGCCAGCUUUGCUCCGACCGUGGAAGGAAGGAUGUUGGUUGCUCUCCACUCACUCAAGGGCCAGAUCUCGGUCUCUUUCCUGUCAAUAGACUGGUCUGGCGUUGGGGAAUAUGAAGGGUUUCCUGUUUUCUCCGUGCAGCAUGUCCCCGGCAAAGUGUCCUCUCGGCCCUCAGGCUCACCAACGACCUCUGACCUCUACGACCCAGACGGCUGGAAUCUCAGUCACCUGGAAGUGCUCCACUCUCCCGAAGUCGAGAAAAUGCCUCAGGCACCACCAGCCAUUCUUGCUGUAUCAUCAGGCAUCAACAGAUCAAUCAACAUAACUGAUCCAGGCUAUCUCGUUAGCAGUAUGAUUCAGAAAUGGACAGUCGCCACAGUCGAACAACAAUUACACCCCUUGUUCGCGGAUCUACCUUCCAAAGGGUCCAGUAAUACAGGGUCUAGGUCUAUCAUUACUCUUCAGAGCAGACUCGAAAAGAACGAGCAGUUCAUCACAACCCUUCAUCAGGUUGAUGGUCAGCAAGCGCUGAUUGUUACAACCCAAGAGAAUCGCACAGAUUACUUGAGCUCAGAAGACCUUUCGUCGAUUUCAUAUGCAGCUUCGACGAUGGAAACAUCAUCAAUGGCUCAGUCGGGUUUUACAUUCCCAUUCACUCCUGAUUUGAUGUGUCCCGGAUUCUCCCCGAACGCGUGCGUCAGGGCUGAUAUUGGUCAGGACGACAAAACUCAAAUAAUUGCGAUGGAAAACCAGCUGGGCCAGAUACAGCCCGACCAGCCAUUGGAUCCAACUGUUGACGCGGCAAUCGCAUCUCUGAAUCUUGCUUUUGCUCGAGCAUGUUGGUCAAACGCCACCAUUGACGAUGUGCUAAUGUGUGCGCUCCAAACGAUUCCGCCCGAAUUGGCACCAAUGGUCGUUUCAAGCAUGUAUCGGACUCUGUUUAGGGAUACCGAGUUCAUUAAUGAGAAGACGCAAGGUUCAGAGCUCGAGCGCAUCUUCCAUAAGCAGGUGAUGGGAAGAGUAAUGGCUUACCACGCUUCGCUUACAGCUUACUGUCCACAGCUUCCUUCAAUAUCAUCUACAGAUGGGAGGACAGGGUGGUCUCUGAGUGCCCAAUGGGCUUGGGUGGCCAACAACAUACGCUAUACUGCCACCCUGUUGUUUAUGAACCUAAGAGAUCUUCAGAACGCGAACGUCCAAGUCAGCCAGGACUUUUCAGACAUGCUAUGCUCAAAUAUCCGAUGGGGAUUGGGCGUAAUAAGGUUCAUGAUCAGUGUGAUCCUGGAAGUCGGUGACCGUGAAACGAAUCCGGAAAUGUUUGGUGACAAAGGCCAUGGGCGGCUCGGAGACACCGCAGGAGAUGGCACUCAAGGCCUUAUCGCACUCCUCCUGAAUAUCCACUGCUCCCGCAUAUUCUUGGUUGCCUUUAUUAGAGCUGUAAGGGCAUAUGCUAAGAACACGGAACCGAGAACGAGACACCAAAUGCAAAUGCUGCAGUGUAUUCAACAGCAGACUACCGGUAAAGGCAUCACUUUUCAGGCGAUCGAGGCAAUGUUCGAGUAUCGCUGGGCUGCACAGGGCGACGUUGAGGGCGACGUCGCUGCCACUACUUCACGGCAGCUCGAGAUGAUGGCCACAGGCGUGGUCUCCGAAUCAUAUCAAUCUACAAUCAAGAUCCUGUUGACCAAGCUAUUCAACAGCCCUGCUGGUUUGAGGGCGAAGAUGUUGGUCGAUCGACUCAAGCUCUUCACCGAUCAGGUUGACGUGGAAUACGUCUUUUUGAACCAUGAUGUGCUUGGAAAACAUGCUGAUGACAAGAAACAAGCACCACCCAUCUACGAUGUUCACAGGAAGAAGCCAAUACUGAAAGGUGUUUUGGAGCCUGGUGGCACUGCCGAGCCUGUCAUUAGGAGGUGUAUCCGGUGCGGCAGUUUCAGUGCGGACAUUGUUGUGCCACCGCCAGAUUGGUCAAAGACGGUUUCCCAGCUUCUUUCAAAGUGUAUCUGUGAUGGGCAGUGGGUGAUCGAGCCUUGGAAGAAGUAUGCGGAUGCAGAGUAGAGGUUGGGCAGAAAGUCGACACGCCAGUUCGGGUCAGUAGCAAUGAGAUGGAGAUGGAAGAAGCCAGGCAAUCGGAUCAAGUGUAACGCACGUCGCAUGACGGAGUAUGUGCGUAUUUCGACAUUGCCAACCGCAUUGUAACGCAAGAAUCCAGUAAUUCGCGAGUGUCUCGUGAAUUCUUUGAUUUUCAUUUUUGCACCAUGU